AUGUCGUUUGCCGUCCCACCUCCAUCUCAACAUGAUAGAGAUUUCCCCUCUGUCUACGAACAGAGAACACCACCACCACCAACACCAGUAGGUCGGGUUGAACUGGGCGAUAAUCUUGUGGAUUCAGUCAUCACACCAAUCAGGUCACACGCUCCUCCGCGGGUUGGGAGCAGUGUCGAUGAGAAUGCACCCAAUACCGAUAUACUAAGACCAAGGCCUGAAAAGCGGAUGCUGGGUUACAUAUCCACGUCGUCUCUAAUCAUUAAUAGAAUGAUAGGGACAGGCAUAUUUUCAAAGCCGUCGGAUAUAUUGAAGAAGACGAACUCAAAGGGUGGAGCGCUGUUCCUUUGGGUUGCCGGAGGAAUGAUGACGCUUAGUGGUCUUCUACUGUACCUCGAGUUAGGUAUCAGAUACCCCGAAAACGGCGGCGAAUUAGUUUACCUCGAACGAUGCUACCCCAACAUUCGUUAUUUUUUCAGCGUCGUAUUUUCCAUCUUUUUUGUUCUCCUCUGUAAUAACGCCGCCAACACAAUUGCAUUUGCAAAAGGUAUGCUUAUAGCAUUCAAUGGAGAUCAUGAUACAAACCCCGAUUUCCGCCUGCAACAAUUCAUAGCCCUUGUCUGCAUCACCUUCGUUUGCCUGUUGCAUUUAUUUUCCCGCGAGAUGGGAAUCUUCGUGAGCAACGCCUUGGCCGCCUAUAAAAUUACGCUGCUGCUCUUUGUUGUAGUUACUGGUUUCGUGUGUCUAGCAGGAGGAGGACGAGAUAAUUCGGAAGAUGGAACACCUUAUGGUCACGAAAACCUUGUGGACGCGUUCAAGGACCCGAGCCGGAACCCUUAUUCUUAUGCGAGUGCGAUGUUGAGCGUGCUAUUUGCUUACGAAGGCUGGGAAAAUGCGAAUUACGUCCUAGCGGAAGUGAAGCGACCUGGGGGGAAUGUGGCUAAGACAUUCAAAAGGGCGGCGCUGUUUUCUUUCACCUUGGUCACUGUGCUUUACGUGCUGGCAAAUGUUGCUUAUUUCUCAGCAUUGGGCUCUGAUGAGUUGGAAACAGUGGGGAUCUCAGUUGCCGCAAAAUUCUUCAAAAGGGUUUUCGGGGAUAGUUCAUUCGUGACUCGGGGACUUCCGGUUCUUAUAGCGUUCUCGGCUUUAGGAAACGUCGUUGCAAAUACAUAUACCACUGCAAGAGUAAAACGGGAGAUCGCAAAGCGGCGGAUCCUCCCUUUCUCAAAGUAUUGGGAAAGAGAGCAUCCAUAUUACGGUACGCCUGUUGGUGCGCUGACUCUGCAUUGGAUCUUCAGCGUUCUCGUGAUUAUUGUUACUCCCAACUAUAGUGGCGACGAUGAAGCAUACAAUCUCCUCAGUAUCCUCUGGACUUAUGCCCAUACCUGGAUUGGAAUAUUCGUCUCAAUCGGUCUUGUAGUACUCGCUGUUGGCCAGCUCGAAUGGAGUUUCAUCAUAGUAGGACGGAAAACACUCUACUCCCUCAUUAGUUUCUAUAUUCUUCUUAAUCUUUUCGUCAUUAUCUUAAGGUGGUGGCCGUCUACAGAUCCGGUGCGUAUCCCAUCUACGACUGCUCCCGCAAUUGGGACUGGUGUCCUUGGAUUCGGGGUGCUGUACUGGAUGGUGGUUUCGAAGGUGAUGCCGACGAUGGGACUGGCGCGACGGGAGAUUCCAGUUGAUGAAAUAACACUGCGAGGAAUGGCUAUUUAUAGCAGUGGCAGCAGUGUAGUCGCCUAUGAGUGGGCGAAGAGUGGAAUAGCUGAGAGGCUGUCAAAUUGGUGGACUCUGAAGUUGAAAAGAACCGCUAGUUGA
Messenger RNA from Morchella importuna, 1812 nucleotides. RefSeq lists its product as uncharacterized. Gene Ontology annotation, molecular function: L-amino acid transmembrane transporter activity. Gene Ontology annotation, biological process: amino acid transmembrane transport. The coding region runs from base 1 to 1812 and encodes 603 amino acids. The transcript is spliced from 7 exons. The record is from RefSeq and is a predicted model, not a curated record. Gene Ontology annotation, cellular component: membrane. Lineage: Eukaryota; Fungi; Ascomycota; Pezizomycetes; Pezizales; Morchellaceae.